AUUUAGCCAAUGAGAAACAAGAAGAAUAGCAGACCAUCCAAGAAGGAAGAGACUCGUCCUUCUUCAAGAAGUAAGAGAAGAGCAGCUGACACUAUUAAGGAGAAGAGGAAGGUGAGGUACCAUCCAGGCACAGUUGCUUUAAGAGAGAUCAAGAAGUACCAGAAGGAGCAGAAGAGAUUGUCCGCUAAAGUCCCCUUCAUCAGAAAAGUCAGAGCUAUCCUCUCUUCUCUUGACUCAGAGAUCAGACUCAAAGAAGCUACUAUUGAAGCAUUCAGAGAAGCAGCUGAAGCUUACAUGACUGAUAUUCUCAGUGAUGCGAAUCUUUGCGCCAUCCAUGCUAAGAGACAGACUGUAAUGACGAAGGAUCUACUCUUGGCAACUAAGAUCAGAGGAGAUGAACUGAGAUACUAAGCACCAUGAAGAGAAAUGGACAAAGCACUAAUGC
Moneuplotes crassus is the source of this 445-nucleotide messenger RNA. NCBI's taxonomy places the organism in Eukaryota, Ciliophora, Spirotrichea, Euplotida, Euplotidae. The record is from the annotation of a GenBank genome assembly.